Molecule: messenger RNA, 807 nt
Organism: Penicillium pulvis
Lineage: Eukaryota; Fungi; Ascomycota; Eurotiomycetes; Eurotiales; Aspergillaceae
Product: HNH endonuclease
Exons: 2
Coding region: 37-807 (256 amino acids)
Source: RefSeq, a predicted model, not a curated record
AUUCGGAGAACUCAAGAACAUGAGCUCAAUAUACCAAUGACAUCGCAUGAAAACUACAGAAUCUUCCGAGAAUGUCUCUCGAGUGCUAUUGUCGCGCGCUCUGAGAAACCAACGUCUAAACGCAGGACGAAAGUCAAGCGCAAUGGACGUAAAGAGGUGACCGUCACCAAGACCGAGGUCGUAUCUUCUGAACGAGCAAAUCCAGAGGAGUUGGCUGAGUUUAUUGACUUCAUCGCCUCCGAAACCUUCGACUCCUUCCCUGAAGAUCUAAAGACACUUUCCUUCGCCGGAAUCCAACAUGAUGCGGAUCUGGCGAAGAAGUACAUCCCCCUUGAUAAAGAUAUACCUCUCGAUCGCGCAGUCCUCGACUCGAUAUGCAUAGUCACACCCGUCGAUGUCACAGACUCAUUAUCCGUCUACGGACUCAUACCCGACUCGGCCGAUUUCCCCGACUUCAUAUCCCCGGUUCUGUCGGAAUAUAUUAGCAGCGUGACGACUGGGCCGCCAGCGUGGUCAUCGACCAAGACAGAUGCAUGUGAGAUCUGCGAGCGGGACUGGAUCCCGUUGUCGUAUCACCAUCUAAUCCCGCGGGGUGUGCACGCUAAGGUUUUGAAGAAGGGGUGGCAUGAUGAAUGGAUGUUGAAUAGCGUUGCUUGGCUUUGUAGGGCCUGUCAUAGCUUUGUGCAUCGGAUGGCAGGGAACGAGGAGUUGGCGAGGGAGUGGUUCACUGUUGAGAGAAUUAUGGAGAGGGAAGAUGUGAGGGAUUGGGCGAAUUGGGUCGGUAGGGUGAGGUGGAAAGCGACAUAA